AUGGCGGAAACAGGAUUCUCAGAUAAGGAAAUCAUUCUUCUCGAUGGAGGACUUGGGACGCAUUUGCGAGCCCUAGGAGCAGAGUUCAAGGGCGAUCCGCUCUGGGCAAGCAGAGCCGUUAUCUCGUCGCCGGAACUCGUUCGUCGCGCACAUUUUGACUUUUUCAAGGCCGGCGCGGACGUCGCGAUAACUGCAACCUAUCAGGCGUCUCUCUCGGGCUUUGCUCACAUGGGCCUGCCACCGAGUAAAGCGGCGGAGUACGUUCAGCUGGCUAUCAUCCUCGCGGACGAAGCUCGACAGCUGGUCGCGAGCGGCGCGCUGCCCGCCGGCAGCGUAGACGAGGAGAAGGAGAACCUGGCACACAGCGGCCCCGAGGGAAGGUCCACGAGCUGCGCAGGCGCGUGCGAGCUGUGCGAAGCGGAGAGCGACCGCUUCAGCGAUGAACGCGUCUCAGAGCAGAAACUGCGGAAGCGCAAGGUCAUUGUGAGCAACGGCUCGUACGGCGCGUCUCUUGGCGGCGGCGCAGAGUACCGGGGCAACUACGGCGUUUCAGAGGCCGCCCUCAAAGACUACCACCGAUGGAGGUUGCAAGCUGCCAUGCAGGUGGAGCAUCUCAUCGGCGGAGUGGUCUUCGAGACCGUACCGGAGAGUUGUGAGGCGAAGGCGAUUGUGUCGCUCCUUCGAGAGUUUCCAGCGUUUCGCGGCCGGUCUUGGCUUGCGUUCACAUGCAAGUCGGGAACAGAGUUGGCCAGCGGCGAGGAUUUCCGGUCCGUUGUGGCGGAUGUUCUGCGGGAGGAUGCGCCGCACAGCUCGAUUUCCGGCAUAGGGGUGAACUGCUCGCCGACAUCUGCGACGAUCCCGCUGCUGUGCACGCCUCCGCUGCUCGACGCCGUGGCGCCGGCGCUGGAGAAGACCCGAGAUCCGCGGAGUUGCCACGUGCUGUGUUACCCCAACAACGAACCCAGGCACCACCACGAGGGCGAGACCGCGGCAGGCAUCCAAGAUCUGGUGGAGCGCUCGCCGUGCUUGUGCGCUGCGGCGGCGAAGCCCUGCGACGGCCAGACACACAGCCUGGGGCCGACCUCACGGUGCCCGCAUCACCUCGCGGAGACUGUGCACCACCCGCUAGCCCGCAGAGUCCCGGCGUGGCUUGAAGGAGGAGUCACGGCCGUCGGCGGCUGCUGCGGCACUAGCCCUGAGGACUUAAGGGCGAUUCAUGCCGUUCUCCAGAGGCUGGGGGCGCGGUGA
Besnoitia besnoiti is the source of this 1248-nucleotide messenger RNA. RefSeq names its product homocysteine s-methyltransferase domain-containing protein. The record is from RefSeq and is a predicted model, not a curated record. Bases 1 to 1248 code for a protein of 415 amino acids. Lineage: Eukaryota; Apicomplexa; Conoidasida; Eucoccidiorida; Sarcocystidae. Gene Ontology annotation, biological process: S-methylmethionine cycle. The transcript has 8 exons. Gene Ontology annotation, molecular function: zinc ion binding; S-adenosylmethionine-homocysteine S-methyltransferase activity.